Patiria miniata (bat star) is the source of this 1348-nucleotide messenger RNA. RefSeq names its product von Hippel-Lindau disease tumor suppressor-like. The record is from RefSeq and is a predicted model, not a curated record. The transcript is spliced from 3 exons. NCBI's taxonomy places the organism in Eukaryota, Metazoa, Echinodermata, Asteroidea, Valvatida, Asterinidae. Bases 204 to 662 code for a protein of 152 amino acids.
AGUUAUAGAGGGCGCUGUUGACUUUACCUUGUGGAAGCUGUGCAUCCGUACGUACGUGCGGACUAGACUCCGAAUUAUCUUUUAUUUACAGAAGAUGCAGAAGAUGUUAAACUUAAAGCGCAGGGUACACAAUGUCUAGAUUUGCUAUCGACCCAGGCUCUGUUUCAUCCUCUUAAGGAAGACAAGGCCAUCACAGUAGCGUAAUGCGUGGAAAACAGCUGAAGUCCGUCACAGGCCCAUCGGCCAAAUCGUACGCGACCUAUAAGAACUGCAGUCCCCGUGUGGCGGACAUACUGUGGGUCAACUGGGAAGGGGCUCGAGUGAACUACACAAAGAAUGGACUGAAGCAGGGCUACAAGAUGCACAUGAACACUUAUGAGGGACAUCCCUGGAUAUUUCGAGAUCAUCAUAGCGGGGACAAGCUUGUCUUUACCGCCGGAACGGACAGGCAGAGUCAAGAGGUGUUCUUUCCAAUUCCAGUCGAUGAUCAACAUCCACAUGCCACCCAGGUCAACAUACAGAUACCAGUGUACACAUUACGGGAGAGAUCGCUCCAAGUUGUCAGAAACUUUAUCAAGGACAAAUCAGAUUUUGACAAAUUGGAGAUUCCUCUCGAGUUGAAGUCCCAGCUUGCCAACCCAGAAGACACUGUCGAAUGGUGAACUACCUAACGAUGCUUGCCAAUGUGGCGAUAACCUUCCACAAGUUUUCCUGUGGGUUCUUUUGGUGUCAUCGGUUGAGACAAGUUGAUGAUGAAGUUACACUGAGGAAUUCCUAGAAGCGGCGGAGUUGUGCCCAGCAUCAUCACCAAAGUCCGAUAAUUGUAGCCUGAAACGUUGUGUGUAUGUUGGUACAUAGGGGAACUGGUAUACAUCGAAUGGAAUAGAAAAAGGGGUAGGCCUGUAUGUGAACUAUUUAUACACCAGUUUUACACCCCCCCCCCCCCAAAAAAAAACCCACAAUUUUUUGGGGGGGCGUAAUGAUCAUGCCAGUUUUUGUGAGUUAUGCAUCUUGCUGUCAUUGCAAAAUUGAUCCAACCCUCAGAAACAGAUUCUUUCAGAAAACAACUUCAGAUGCAAAUUGUUUCAGUGAAAAUUGUUCAAAUAUCAAUGUGUUCAUCUGCAACUAAUCCAGUAAAUGGAAGUUAAUAAUAUGUUAUCUGCAUUCCUAGGGCGUGUGACCUUGACCAUUGUCAAGUUACCCAUGGGGAUAUGGAAGAGUCCAUUGUUUGCUAUGUCCAUGACUGUGAAUCUGUUAGGGGACUGUGGCAAGUCUAUUCUUUGUUUUAUUGCUUUUCAAGGUAGGAAUAGGUCAGCCGGAAAACAGACAUCCCUGUAGUGCACUUCCU